Molecule: messenger RNA, 1674 nt
Organism: Osmia bicornis bicornis
Lineage: Eukaryota; Metazoa; Arthropoda; Insecta; Hymenoptera; Megachilidae
Gene: ArfGAP1
Product: ADP-ribosylation factor GTPase-activating protein 1
Biological process (GO): regulation of endocytosis; regulation of ARF protein signal transduction
Cellular component (GO): Golgi membrane
Molecular function (GO): GTPase activator activity
Source: RefSeq, a predicted model, not a curated record
UGGUAGAUUCAGAAACAUCCAUGCUUGAUCUUCCAGUUAUUUGUACCAUACUUGAUGGUUCUAAUACAUUGUAUGAAACGAAAUAACCAAUGAAAUGGUCGUUUCUUUAGACUCAAUAAUACUGCAUUCAAUUUGGUUGUAUAUUAUACAUUUAUUACUUUACUUAUAGAAUUUAAAAUAAAUAUUAAAAAAUUAAUCUCUAUCAAAGUUGAUUGCUUCAAUUUUAUUAUUAUCUAUGAUAAGUUCAGACAAAUUUUUAUGAAAAAACUGACAAGUGUAUAUAUCAUGUUGGAUUUUUAAUACAAAAAUUAAAUAUUAGGUUCCAUUUAAUUUAAAUUUAACUGCAUUAAAUUAUGGCCAGCCCUCGUACUCGGAGAGCUUUGAAUGAACUUAAACCUAAAGAUGAAAAUAAUAGAUGUUUUGAAUGUGGUACUCACAAUCCUCAAUGGGUUUCUGUUACCUAUGGUAUAUGGAUUUGUCUAGAGUGUUCUGGGAAACACAGAGGACUUGGUGUUCAUUUAUCAUUUGUUCGAUCUAUUUCCAUGGAUAAAUGGAAAGACUUAGAAUUAGAGAAAAUGAAAGUUGGCGGUAAUAAAAAUGCUCGUGAAUUUUUUGAAUCACAACCAGACUGGGAUGAUAAUAUGUCAAUAACACAAAAGUAUAAUACAAAAGCAGCAGCAUUAUAUAGAGAUAGGAUUGCAACAUUAGCUCGUGGAGAAAGUUGGACUCCUAAUACUUCUACAGCGAAAGAUUUUCAACCUUCAAUGUAUUGGGAGAAUCAACAAGACAAUUCAUCAUAUCAGAGUGAUAUAUCAAGUUCUUAUCAGAAUUUUACUUCAAGUACUUGUAAAUCACAAACAGAAGCCUUCUUUGCCAGAAAACAGACUGAAAAUGCUAAUCGCCCUGAUAAUAUUCCACCUAGCCAAGGUGGUAAAUAUGGAGGAUUUGGUUAUCAAAUGGAUCCACCACCUAGAAGUUCAUCACAGGAGUUUUUUGACACUGCAGUUUCUUCUUUAGCAAGUGGAUGGUCAAUAUUUUCUUCCUCUGCAUCAAAAAUAGCAAGUAAAGCUACAGAAAAUGCUAUGAAAAUUGGAGAAUUAGCUUCACAAAAGGUUCGUGAUGGUACUUUAUUGGAAGAUGUUGGAGCUCAUGUUAAUAGUUUAGCUGCAAAGGUUGGAGAUUUAGGAAGAAGAGGAUGGGGUGAUAUUGGAGGAAAAAAUUCUGAACAAAAUCAAUAUAAUUCGACAGAAAAUUAUCAGAGUUCUACUAUUUACCAAAAUUAUGAUGUAGCUCAACCUUAUUCCACUGAGAAAACAUCUUUAAUGAAAACAUCACAGUCAAAAACCAAUAUGUCAACUGCAAAUUCUUCCAACUGUGAAUGGGAUUGGGGUAAUGAUACAAAGCAAAAUGUUAGUGAAACAGUGGACUCUAAAUCAGUUUCAAGAAAACCAAGAAGUAAAGUUAAAGAAGGAGAUCUGAUCAAUUUUGGCACGGAUAAUAGUCCAUCCAAUUGGGAUUCGAAGUUAGAAGAUGAUGCAUGGGAAAUACUGAAAAAUUAAUUGUUAUUUAUUAAUUAGCAAAUUUGUAUUAAAGUUUAAGAUCUAAAGUAUAAGAUCCUUUGCAUCUUAUAGAUUCUGAAUUCGUAUGAACUAAUACAAGGGUUAUUAAAAGAAA